Molecule: messenger RNA, 1920 nt
Organism: Ipomoea triloba (trilobed morning glory)
Lineage: Eukaryota; Viridiplantae; Streptophyta; Magnoliopsida; Solanales; Convolvulaceae
Exons: 5
Coding region: 230-1498 (422 amino acids)
Source: RefSeq, a predicted model, not a curated record
ACUAUUCCCUAAUUGAUUACCCCAAUUCCUACACUCCAAGUCAAUACCUACACUCACAACUUUUAACCUUGCAUCAUAUGGGUAUAGUAAAAUUUUUGAACGACGGUGACUAGGAGCAAGUAUUAGGUAAAAGUUUUCGUCUAUGCCAUUUGCAUCAUGUUUUUAAAUAGCUACGUUUGGGAUUGCUUUCAUUCACGUCUCUAGUUACGCUCUGAAGAUCACAGAAGACAUGUCAGGUGCUAGCCAUUGCGGAUUGCUUUCACUUGCGAUCCUAGUACUCACCACGUUUGUAUCUCCAACUUCACAACGCGAUUUAAGAAUGGAUGAAAACGGGUUGAAAACAGAAACAUUCCUGUCUCCUAAGGUCGAGCACGAACCUGGAUCAGUGAGCAAUAAAUAUCUCUACGAUAUCGGCUUCCCAAAGGGUCACAUCGCCGUCAAGCGUUUCGACGCCGAGGUGGUCGAUGAGGCCGGCCAUUCUGUCCCGCUCCACCAAGCUUAUAUCCACCACUGGGCUGUCAGGAGAUACUACAAACCCUUGGGUCAUCACUCCAAUAAUGAUUCAACAAGCACAUACAAGCUGGCGAUGAACGCCGGCGUCUGCGAUUCCCUUCCGCAGUAUUUCGGUCUGGGGGCUGAGACACGACAGACAGACACCCAUGUUCCGGAUCCUUACGGAAUCGAGGUUGGGAAUCCGCCGGAAGGGUACGAGGAUGCGUGGGUGCUUAAUCUACACACGAUUGACACCCGAGGCACGGUGGACAGUCUCCGGUGUCUGGAGUGCAAGUGUGAGUUGUAUAAUGUGACAGUGGAUGGGUUCGGAGAUCCUAUUGGCAACGUUUACACGGGCGGGAUCAGGUGCUGCUACGACGGCGUUAGGUGCAGGCUUAAAGAUGGGUACAGUAGUGAUGUAAGGAAAGUGUAUUACAUGAAGUACACCGUCACUUACGUCGACUGGAAUCCGUCUAUUGUUCCUGUCAAGAUUUAUAUAUUUGACGUCGCUGAUACUCUGGAAUGGCGGGAAUCCCUGCAACGACAUCAUUGCUGGAUUGAAUAUGAAGUUGAGUCAUGUUCUGGUUCCACGGCAAAUGAGAAGUGUGUUGAUACCAAAAGUGUAAGUGUAAAUUUGGCAAGUGGAGGAGAUGUCAUCUAUGCUGUUGCCCACCAACACAUAGGAGGGAUUGGUUCAACUCUUUAUGGAGAGGAUGGGCAGACAAUAUGCUCAUCUUUCCCAAUUUAUGGGGAGGGAACGGAACCAGGAAAUGAAGCCGGUUACAUUGUAGGAAUGACAACAUGUUAUCCUCAGCCCGGUUCUAUUAAAAUUGUGGAAGGAGAAAUGUUAACCAUUGCGUCUAAUUAUAGCACUAGAUUGAGUCACACUGGAGUCAUGGGAAUGUUUUACAUUUUAGUCGCCGAACCAUUGCAAAAAUGUAAUUCUACCCUGCAAGCUCAACCCGAGAUAAGUGAGACGACAGUGAACCCAGCAGAUGAUCUUUGAGCUUUAAGAGCAUCCUUAUCAGUCGGGUUCUUUCACGGAUUAUGAAAUUAUCAAAAACUAUUCACCUACAUCUGUUUGAAGAUUAUAAACCAGAUCUUGGCCUGACAUGAACCAAGAAAGAUACAUUGAUGCCCAUGCUCUAAUGGCGUUGUAGUGCUUGUUGUUGUUGUCAUUAUUGUUAAGGGACAGCUACUAUGAAUCAAGUUUAUGUGGUGUUUAUGCGUGUACUAAGUCAAAUAUUGGGCAUUGCUUAUUGAAAUAAAUAUUCUCAGAAUAAAUAAAAGUUGUUAAAAUACAUUUUAAAUAUGUGAUCAUUAUCUAGUGGUUAGGUACUUUUCUUAAGUUUUUAGAGAGGAUAUAUACAUUGUAUGUAAUUUCUGGUUAUUGAUUGAAUGAGAAUCUCUGGCAGCUUUUUAUCUCUA